This is a messenger RNA of Wyeomyia smithii (pitcher-plant mosquito), 4343 nucleotides long. RefSeq lists its product as uncharacterized. The coding region runs from base 702 to 4343 and encodes 1213 amino acids. Gene Ontology annotation, molecular function: nucleic acid binding; zinc ion binding; aspartic-type endopeptidase activity. The record is from RefSeq and is a predicted model, not a curated record. NCBI's taxonomy places the organism in Eukaryota, Metazoa, Arthropoda, Insecta, Diptera, Culicidae. The transcript is spliced from 3 exons. Gene Ontology annotation, biological process: DNA integration; proteolysis.
AUGAAACAAACUCAGCAAUGUGUAUAUGCUGUAAGAUAAAUUGAGUGAGUAACGCUAACUGUGUAUGUGGAGAGUUUUGGUGGUACUAGAAUAACGAGGUGGUGGCAAUAAGCACAGAAGUGUUCAGGGGAGUUAAAAGCGAAUAUCGAGGGUGAACGGUCGCGAGUCCUGAUUAGACGAAGCAAGCCGGUAACGAGAAAACCUACAAUUUGGCACAGUCGGUAGGAUCAAUGAUGAAUGGCGAUGAAGGACAACGUUGGGCGUUGGCAGCGUUCAACGCUACAGUGGAUGCACAAGAUCUAAGGAGAGAGUGGGAGGAAUGGCACAGAUCCUUCGAGCUAUUAAUUGAAAUGAAGAACAUUCAAUCCCAACACGAGAGGUUGGUCACAAUGUUGACAUACGGUGGCAGAGGAUUGCAACGUAUCUUUUAUAACCUGAAACCUGUCCCAGAGGAAGUUAAUUUUGAACCAGUGAAAAUACCUUUGAUGCCACCAGAGUUCCCGGAAUAUGACAAUGCGGUCAAGAGACUCAACAAAUUUUUUGUGGGCAAACGAAAUGAUCGUGUGGAACUCGAAGUUUUUCGUUCCUUGAAGCAAACGGGAGACGAAUCGUUCAACCAAUUCGUGCUCAGAUUGCGUGCAUAAGCAGCCCGAUGCGAGUUUGGAGAACAUGAAGAAAAGGAAAUUCUGCAUCAAAUUACUAUGGGUGCCCGAGAUGAGCGAGUUCGGGAUAAAGGUCUGGAGAGUGUCAUGGACCUUGAUGAUUUGACCGGAUAUGCGAUUAAUAGAGAGAUUCUGAUGCAGCAGAGGGAGAAGACUAGAUCGUUUAAACAAGAGGAAACAAUAGCAUCAGUGAAACAAAAAUGGUCUCGUCGACAACCAACUGACAAUCGUAAUACAAACGGAUUUGUAUUCAAUAAAAUACAAGCGAGGAAUCCCCGAUCAAUGAACCGUCAAAAUUUCCCGAAUAAUUUGAAGUAUGGAGAACGGGCAGCAGGCAACCGCUCGAAUAUUGAAUGUAUCCGCUGUGGAUCGUGGAAGCACGAUGGCAAUUAUUCUCGUUGCCCAGCUCUGGGAUCAAGAUGUCAUCAAUGCGGUCAAACUGGCCAUUUCGCUCGGAAAUGUAAGAAUGCUGUACAACGUAGAACUGCUUGGAAACGUCCAUCGCGAGAGACUAAUGCUGUAUCGGACACAGAUGAUUGGAAGGAUGAAAUGCCGCGCCGCCCAAAACCGGAGGAUAUUUCAGAGGUAAACAAAGUAAACCCGGAAUUAAAGGAUGGAUUGAUUUUGUGCAUGGUCGAUAAUUUGCCAAUUGAGUUUUUAAUUGAUUCGGGCUCAGCGAUUAACACUGUUACUGAGGACAUUUGGCAAAAGCUUGUUGAAGUAGAAGCUAAAGUUCACAAUAUCAAGUCGCAUUGCGACCGCAACUUCACUGCAUAUGCAAGCAGUGGCUCCUUAUGCGUCCGAGCUAGUUUCGAAGCCAACAUAACGGUGAACUCGUCAAAACCACAAAGCUACGCCGAGUUCUUCGUGAUAAAAGGAGCGACCAAAUCGUUAUUAAGUAAAAGAACCUCUGAAGAACUUCGAGUUCUGAAAGUAGGGCUUGACGUUAACCACAUUGAAACCGAAGUGGACCCCUUCCCGAAGUUUCCGAAUGUACAAGUAAAACUAUCCAUUGACAAAAGCGGUACACCAAGGCUAAUCUCCUAUUUGAGAGUCCCAGUAGCAAUGGAGAAAAAAGUUGACGAUAAAAUUCUGGAAAUGCUGCGCACGGAUGUAAUCGAGAAAGUUAAAGGACCACCGGAAUGGAUUUCACCGAUGGUGGUUGUCCCGAAAGGCAAGGACGAUGUUCGUCUAUGCAUCAACAUGAAGUAUCCAAAUGCAGCCAUUCAACGUGAGCAUUACCCGCUGCCGGUAAUUGAUACUUUUCUGAACAAAUUGAGGGGAUCGAAAUUCUUUUCAAGACUGGAUAUAACAUCCGCCUUCCACCACAUCGAAUUACACCCCGAGUCAAGAGGUGUAACCACGUUCAUGACAUCGAGAGGACUGAUGCAAUUCAAGAGACUGAAUUUCGGAAUAACCUGCGCACCCGAGAUUUUCCAGCGCGUCAUGACAGAUAUGCUGGCAGGUAUAGACGGUGUUAUCAUUUACAUCGAUGAUGUUGUAGUGGCGGGCAAGACUCUGGAAGAGCACGACGAACGACUGCAGACCGUGCUAUCGGUUUUGGAGCGUAACAAUGCCUUACUAAACCAGAGCAAGUGUGUUUUCCGUGUACAAGAACUUGAAAUACUGGGUUUCAAGGUAAAUGCGGAAGGUAUCCGCCCCUCAGAUGAGAAGACUCUAGCAAUCAAGAACUUUCGGAGGCCAGAAACUAGGGAAGAAGCCCGCAGUUUCCUGGGACUGAUCAAUUUUGUCGGUCAUUUCAUCCCACGGCUAUCAACAAGAACUGAGCCUCUGAGACAGUUUAUCCGGGGUGAGGUUGAUGUAUUUGGAAAAGACCAAGAGAAAGCUUUUGAAGACUUACGAAUGGAAUUAGCGAACAAUGUGCGGAGACUGGGUUUCUUCGAUCCUGCUGACUGCACAGAACUCUAUGUCGACGCCUCUCCUGUUGGACUCGGGGCGGUGCUUGUCCAGAGGGAUGGUACCGAAACGGCACGAAUUGUUAGCUUUGCUUCGAAGGGCUCAACUCCUUCAGAAAGAGCCUAUCCACAAACCCAGCGUGAAGCACUCGCUGUCGUAUGGGCGGUUGAAAAAUUUUAUUUUUAUUUGUUUGGGUUGCACUUUACGAUCUUUACUGACCACAAAACCCUGGAGUAUAUAUACGGAGGGAAGCAUCAGACGGGACGUCGGGCUUGUUCAAGAGCAGAAAGUUGGGCCCUACGGUUGCAACCAUAUGAUUUUGAAAUGAAAUAUCUCCCUGGAACCUCAAACAUCUCGGAUAUAUUGUCACGGCUCAUCACCCAGCAAGACCCUGCAUUUGAUGACACUACUGACCAUUUUUUAUUUGCAGUGGGAGAAGGGCCAACAGCGAUAUCGCUGGCUGAGAUCAAAUCUGAAACCGGCAAAGAUGAAACUCUCUUAGCCGUUAUCAAAGCACUGCGUUCUGAUGAAUGGCCUGUGGAAUUAUACCGUUAUCAAGCUUUUAGAAGGGAACUAGGAAUCGUUGACGGAAUGGUGAUUCGGGAUGAAAGACUUGUUCUACCAGUGAAGCUCAGAGCAAGAGCGCUUGAAAUAGCUCAUAGAGGUCACCCAGGAGUGGUUUCUAUGCGCCGCAGCCUUAGAGAACGAGUGUGGUGGCCAUGCAUGGAUAACGAUGUCACAAAGAAAAUCCAGCAAUGCCACGGAUGCGCAGUAGUCAGUAGACAAAAUCCACCAGAGCCAAUGAUGCGGAAAGAAAUGCCAGAACGAGCAUGGCAGCAAAUCGCAAUUGAUUUCUUUUCAGCUAAGGAGUGCGCCACAUUCUUAGUAAUUGUUGAUUAUUAUAGUCGAUUUCUAAAAGUAAUUGAGAUGAAGGGAACAACUGCAUCAAAAACAAUAGAGGCACUCGAAAGCGUAUUUAUUGAACAAACCUAUCCCGAGUCAAUCCGCAGCGACAACGGCCCACCAUUUACGAGCGAUGAGUUUAACAACUACUGUUUGAGUAAGAACAUAAGGCUCAUUCAUACUAUUCCUUACUGGCCGCAGAUGAAUGGAAUGGUGGAGCGGCAAAAUCAAGGGAUUUUGAGAGCUUUGCGGAUCGCCAAGGCAUCUGGAGAAGAUUGGCGCAAAGCUGUUCAGGAGUAUGUCUAUAGGUACAAUAUUACCCCGCAUUCUGUUACAGAAAAAGCUCCAAUGGAAAUUCUAACAGGACGUCCGGUGAAAGACCUACUUCCAUCGUUAAAAACAGAACCAGGAUCCCACCGUGAUGAAAGUGUACGCGAGUCCGACGCUAUCAAGAAAAUCAAGGGGAAGUUGUAUGCAGACAAACAGCGACAGGCAAAACCAUCGAAUAUUGAAGUUGGUGACUCCGUUAUGCUGAAAAACUAUGAAUGUGGAAAAUUAGAAACAGCAUUUCGGUUGGAGCGCUUCACAGUUGUUAAACGUUCUGGAAGUGAUGUGAUUGUUGAGAAUGAAGAGGGUUUACGGUAUCGCAGAUGUGUCACUCAUUUGAGAAAAUGGCCUGAAACAGCAGAGCGAGCUUUGGAUCCGGCAGAACCUGAAAGUAUUGUACCCGAAGAAGCUAAUUCCUCAACUACAAAAGAAAUAAAACAAACGAAGCGUAAUCUUGACGCAACAGGAGCAGAGGAAUCUUCAUCUAAGCGUCCAACUAGAACAGUAAAAAUUCCAGCUCGUUAUAAUUCAUAG